Juglans regia (Persian walnut) is the source of this 786-nucleotide messenger RNA. RefSeq names its product probable WRKY transcription factor 75. The record is from RefSeq and is a predicted model, not a curated record. Gene Ontology annotation, biological process: regulation of DNA-templated transcription. Lineage: Eukaryota; Viridiplantae; Streptophyta; Magnoliopsida; Fagales; Juglandaceae. The transcript has 2 exons. The coding region runs from base 64 to 630 and encodes 188 amino acids. Gene Ontology annotation, molecular function: DNA-binding transcription factor activity; sequence-specific DNA binding.
CUUUCUUAAUCUAGCUUCUUAUUCUUCUAUCUUCUUCUUUAUACGUUCAACUAGCUGCUUUCUAUGGAGAACUACCAAAUGUUCUUCCCUUGUCCGUCUACAGGGCAGUCAAGUUAUCCUUUGAUUCCUAAUUACUCAACAAACAUGGGAAGCUUUAACGCUUUUCAAGAUUUUCAAGGCGAGAGUUCAAAUGGGACGUCGUUCUUGGGGUUGAGGACAGAAAACCAUGUCCCAAAAAGAGCAGAAGUUAAACAAAUUUCUCAUAAUAGGUCAAGCUUUUCUGGGGAUAUUGAAACGGAUCAGGUGAAACCGGGUAAAAAGAAGGGGCAACUCAAGAAGAUUAGGAAGCCCAGAUAUGCUUUUCAAACUAGGACUCAAGUUGACAUACUCGAUGAUGGCUAUCGGUGGAGGAAAUAUGGCCAAAAAGCUGUUAAGAACAACAAAUUCCCGAGAAGCUACUAUCGUUGUACGUAUCAAGGUUGCAAUGUAAAGAAGCAAGUUCAACGAUUAACCAAAGACGAAGGGAUUGUAGUGACUACUUAUGAAGGGGCGCACAACCAUUCUAUAGAGAAGCAAAGUGACACUUUUGAGCACAUAUUGAGUCAGAUGCAAAUCUACACUCCCUUUUGAUCAAGUCUAGCUUUCACAAUUAGAAUAUUAUAUAUCGAUUGUAACUGUAUACAUUAUAUGCCUGUGUCUGUAAAAUAUUACAUAUAUAUAGUUUACUCUUUGGCUACAAAAUAAUUAAGCUUGUACUGGUAGUAGAAAUGGCAUGAUCAGGAACUA